This is a messenger RNA of Mytilinidion resinicola, 1876 nucleotides long. RefSeq names its product phosphoserine aminotransferase. The coding region runs from base 230 to 1516 and encodes 428 amino acids. The record is from RefSeq and is a predicted model, not a curated record. Gene Ontology annotation, molecular function: pyridoxal phosphate binding; O-phospho-L-serine:2-oxoglutarate transaminase activity. The transcript has 2 exons. Gene Ontology annotation, biological process: L-serine biosynthetic process. Lineage: Eukaryota; Fungi; Ascomycota; Dothideomycetes; Mytilinidiales; Mytilinidiaceae. Gene Ontology annotation, cellular component: cytoplasm.
UGAAUGUGGAGUGCACACACUAUGACUGUCGAGUAUAAAGUAAUUGUUUGUCACGCGCAUUUACUAGCUCGAUGUCUUAUGUUUGCAUCCCCGAAGUCGGCUUUCGUGACGGAGUCAUUCCAUCCCGUCACGCAAAAUCUACAUAAACCCUCAUAACCACCACCAACACCUCUGUCUAACUCCAGCACUAUCUGUACCCCUCGGACACUAGAAUACCUCAAUUGACGCCAUGGUAGCCCGCUCAGACGUCCACUACUUCGGCGCUGGCCCGGCUCCCCUGCCCACCAACGUACUCGAAGAAGCCGCCAAAGUCCUCCUCAACUACAAAGACAAAGGCAUUGGCAUCUGCGAAAUCUCCCACCGCUCUGCCGACGCCAACGAGAUCCUAGCCAACACAAAAACCUCCCUCGCAAAGCUCCUCGAUAUCCCCGAUGACUACGAGAUCCUGUUCCUCCAAAGCGGCGGAAGUGGCGAGUUCAGCGCCGUUGUGUACAAUCUAGUGUCAAUCUGGGUUGAAAAGCGGCGGGUAAAAGCAGCAGAGCAGGAGCUAGGCAGCUCGGGAAGCGUGAAAUCUUGGGGUGAUGCGGUCUUCAAGCGGCUACAGAAAGAGGUCGCAGAGGAGCUGAAGCUGGACUAUCUUGUAACGGGAUCGUGGUCAUUGAAAGCAUCACAAGAGGCAGCGAGGCUGGUAGGGGCCGAACAUGUCAACGUAGCUGUGGAUUCGAGGAAAGCGAACGACGGCAAAUUCGGCGUCAUCCCGCCCGAGUCGGAGUGGACCCCCUCCAAGAAAGCUGCCUUCGCCUACUUCUGCGACAACGAGACCGUCGACGGUGUGGAGUUCCCCGCAUUCCCGAAGAGCCUGGAAGGCGAAGACGCGCCACUGGUUGUCGCAGACAUGUCGUCCAACUUCAUUAGCCGCAAGGUCGACGUGAGCAAGUAUGCCGUCAUCUUCGGCGGUGCCCAGAAGAACAUUGGCAACACUGGCAUAACGAUUGUCAUACUGCGGAAGUCGCUGCUCCCACCGGCUUCUGCCGCGGCUGAUCCCGAGCUGCUGAGGGCGUUGGGACUGCCUGUGGGCCCGAUUGUCUUGGAUUGGCCCACCAUUGCGAAGAACAACAGCCUGUAUAACACGCUGCCGAUCUUCGACGUCUGGAUUGCUGGUCAGGUCAUGUCUGGGCUCGAAUCAACGUACGGGGUCAAGAAGAUCAGCGGCCAGGAAGAAGUCUCGAAUGACAAGGCCGCAAUGAUAUAUGGGGUUCUUGACAAAUAUCCGGAGGUGUACCGCGUGGUACCGCACAAGUCAGCUCGCAGCCGGAUGAACAUCUGCUUCAGAGUCGGCGGGGGUGACGCGGAGAAGGAGAAAGCCUUCUUGACUGGAGCUGAGAAAGUAGGGCUGCUGGGUCUCAAAGGGCACCGGAGUGUGGGCGGAAUUCGUGCUAGUAAAGAUAAUGCCGUGUCGUUGGACGGCGCAAAGAAACUUGUGGCCUACCUCGAGGGCUAUGCGAAGGCAGUAUAAGUGCAGCAGGGAGCACAUGACGGCAUGAUAGGGGUCUUGGGCAGUAAGUAGGCGUCGGCGGCUUCAAAAAUGUUCAACUCGCUCGAGCAUCAAGCGAUGGGUGAACUGGCAUAAUGUCCACAUUCAACAUGAUACCCAGGGUUUUGUUCCGUUUUCGCUACUGAGAACAUGUCCGUGAUGGCGAUUGCCAGGCCGGUUCAAUAAAGGGGAAUCUACUGCAUCAACCGGUUGUUUUCUCAAGCUGUGAUGUGCGAACACCCAUCCGAUGUGGAGUGCGGGAUGGUGGCAACCGACUCGAGUGGUAUUCCAGAAUGAAUCGAGUCAGGGCCGUCCAAUGCAUCUGCUCGGAUAGCUUCCGAU